This is a messenger RNA of Crotalus tigris (Tiger rattlesnake), 927 nucleotides long. It is a transcript of the gene PMF1, whose product is annotated as polyamine modulated factor 1. The record is from RefSeq and is a predicted model, not a curated record. Gene Ontology annotation, biological process: chromosome segregation. Gene Ontology annotation, cellular component: MIS12/MIND type complex. NCBI's taxonomy places the organism in Eukaryota, Metazoa, Chordata, Lepidosauria, Squamata, Viperidae. The transcript is spliced from 5 exons. The coding region runs from base 26 to 625 and encodes 199 amino acids.
AUCAACUGCCUUUGGCGGGAAGAAGAUGGCGGCGGUGGCGCCGAAGGAGGAGGAGGAGAAGGCGAAAGAAAGCCGCGCUCCGGCCGUGGCCCCUCAGGGUAAAGUCGGCCGCGAGCAGACCCUGGACCUUGUGGUCAGGCAGUUCCUGCAGGCGCUGGACGCCGACGGAUGUCACCUUUUCACCAAGUGCUACAACCACCUCUACAAAGCCCAUCCUGAAUUCACAAAAUGUGUUUAUAAUCAGUUCAUAUCCCAUCUGCAAAAUUCUGUACAGGAAGAGGUUCAGGCCCUCAAGGAGGAAGGGAACCUGCCGGUGCUGCUCGACUCCCUGGAUAAGCUUGAGAGAGCAGCGGAGGGCAAGGAAGGCCCUGCAUGGCGCCCGAGUGGCCUCCCCGAGGAAGAUGCUCGCAGGGUGGUCGUGCCCUACCUUCUCAAGCAGCGCAGACGCCUCCAAAAAUCCCUGAAGGAAAAGCAGGAAAGCAACUCGCGGCUGGCAGCCGCUGUGGUGGCCGGUCGGCAGAGGAUUGCAGCGCUGCAGGCGCAGGUCCACCAGCAGAGGGAGGAGUGGCAGGGAAUUGCUAUCGAGGGCCGGACGAUGAUGGGAACCGUUGAGGAUCUCUCCUGAGAAGGCCCGGCCUGGCUGCUUUUUGUGGACGAGGAUGCGAGGGAGACUUCGGAGAGCCACACAGGGAUCGUGUGGAUUUUCUGCCAGAUUUCCAAAGCAGCCAGUUUGUGGAAGAGGGCCACUCCCUCUCAGCUUGACUGGGGUGGGAAGCUGGGGAUGGGGUGCAUGUGAUUGUGUCCUUAUCGAAAUAUUACAGCUCCUGCUUUGUAUUUAUUUCACUCAGAAUGUUAAUUCUGCAAGCUCUCUUGUUUGACAGCUGUGAACUUGUACAAAUACAGCUGUGGGACAGCCAAAUAAUACAA